CGACAAUUCUAAAUACUCUCAAAUAAUUAUCAGAACUGAUGUCUCAGAAGUAAACACUGAAAGGAUAAAGAAUCAAUGAAGUGUCUCAAAACAUAUUUUCACAAGUUUGUUCUGUGCUGCCGUACGCGGUUUCCAAGAUGCGCUAGACUGUGCGGGCCUGAUAAAUCCUUCACGAAUCAAAUUAUUCGAAGCAUGCUACUUUAUUUCUAUGGUUUGCUGCUGGGUAUUUUAUUCUGGAGACACGUUCUUCUGAAACUAUGGAUGUCCUUCGAUUUCGUAUUUCCCGUGGGCAUCGCGAUAUGUUUGUUUCUUGGCUAUGGCUGCGCACUUUCUGUUCAAAUACGUUGUUAUAGCUCUCUGUGCCUAACAGGGUUCCUGGGGAAAGCUGGCAGGGGCAUGCUGAAAGCUAUCGUUUUGACCUGCAUACUCACCGGGCCGAUUAACAACAUCUGUUUGAAUGCACGCGAGGUCGUACGAGUAUUCACGUGUUCUACAGAGCUGACGUACAAUCUGAGUAAGGCUCGAUUUGAUUUGAUGGCCAAACCCUUUCAAAAUGCAUUGCUAGGAAGUAAAAACAAUCUAGAACAAGUGAAGGAGGAAUUUGUUGGGAUUGUGGACAUUAUUGAACCGAUUAAAGAAGAAGUCACAGGCUAUGACAACGAUUCCAAUUAUCGACAGAGCAGGCAAUCAGGUGAGCAGUACCGAAAACGAUACGUACAAAAACUAAGAAAUCGGUGUGAAGCCCAACUCCAAAAUGGUGUCAAGCGAUGUGAGCAGACAUUCCAGAAAGUGUAUGAUGAUUGUCAUGAAAAGCUUCCGAUACUGGUAAAUUAUUUGCUCUGUUGGCCGAUGAAGCUGGAUUUGAUGUGUGGUGCGAGUCAAGUAUUCGGAAAUAAGGAUGCAAUCUGCUCUGCUGAAAAUGUUGUUGAUUCAGAAUUUGGAGAAGAUUAUGUUCAGCUCAUAGGAGAAAAAGAGAAACUGACAGGGAAUUUGGAGGAUGUGAAUAUCCAAUAUGAGUUCGUUGACAUUCAACAUCAAGAGGGAUAUCUGACAGCCAAGGAAACGAGUAAACAGAUUAGGAAAGAGUUUGAACGGAAAAAGGAAUCUUUUGACAUGAUAGUGUACAUUUGGGAGAAAUUUUUUGCGCUAGUUAUUUUGAGAGUUACCCUGAAUGCGCUCUCAUAUCAUCAAAAAUAUUUGAAGAAGAUCGAUUUCGAAAACCACUACAUUUCGGAAUACUUCAUUCACAUUGAUCAGCGAAGAAUUUAUCAGGGAAAAGUGAACAUCUUACCACUCCGACGAAUCGAGCGUUCGCAUUUGGUUGAUUUGGAAUCGGCUUCAUGUACCCGGCUUGAAUUUCGAAAAAUUAUCGUUCAAUUGUUGACGCUUGUUCUCCAAAGCACAUCGGCUUCCGUUUUUGUACUACUUGAUGCUUUAUUUUUCGAAACGCUUGAUAUUGUAUCCCGGAACUCUAGAGUAGAGUUUAAGCAGGAAGGACAUCACGAUAUAAACGUGACCGUUACCGGCACUGGUGUUAUUGCAAUGAUGGUAAGACGAUCGGUGGAAGGCUUCAAAUCUCAAUUUCGUGUCGAUGUGCUGACUUCCAACGAAGAAUGUUUGCCGCGGCCUCACAAACUGGAUGAUUGGGAUUUGGCAAAAAUCUACUUACUUUUACUAGGCGUUGCAGUUUUAGUAUUGAAUGAAGCGUAUAUCAAUAGGCUAAAGCGAUUAAUUUGCGCUUGGUUUUAUCCCAAGCGUGAGAAGCAACGUAUUUUGUACCUCUACAAUCGCAUGCUUAAACGAAGAAAACAAUUACAUCGUUCACUGGUGGAAAAGCUCAAAGAAUACAUUCGGAUGAUGAAAUAUGGCGCAACCUUGGAUUUUUUGAAUCGCCUGCAAUUCUACUUACCAGCAUGUUGUGGCUGGAUUAGAAUGGUUCAUAAAAAAUCAUGCAGCCUAUGUGGCUACAACAAAGCAAAAACUUUGAACGAGUGUAAUAAUUACAACUGUUUCUUGGCAUAUUGUGAUGAGUGCUGGCAAGAUGUAAAGCAAGAGUGUCUUGCAUGCAAGGCGGGAUCAGUACUUGACCACGACUGUUCGAUUGAUCACUGAGUUUGUUAAGAACAAUAAUAA
This is a messenger RNA of Armigeres subalbatus, 2133 nucleotides long. It is a transcript of the gene snky, whose product is annotated as protein sneaky. The record is from RefSeq and is a predicted model, not a curated record. The transcript has 3 exons. Bases 76 to 2112 code for a protein of 678 amino acids. Gene Ontology annotation, cellular component: membrane. NCBI's taxonomy places the organism in Eukaryota, Metazoa, Arthropoda, Insecta, Diptera, Culicidae.